AUGGUCGCAACCUUGCUGGCAUCAUUUGUUGCGGUGCGUUGCUGGCCGUCGUCACCGUUUGUGAUGGGUCAGCGAACGUCCGCUCGGGACACCCUGGUAUCAAGACGAGCCGGAAAUCCCUUCGACGUGUUGGGCCUGCCUCGGAGCGCUUCCUACGACGAGAUCCGCUCAGCUUUUCGCAGCCUGGCCAGGACAUACCACCCUGAUGUGCCAGGUACUGGUGACGAGGAUCGCUUCCGCUCUAUUCGCGAGGCCUUGGAGCAGCUAGGCACUGCGGAAGGGCGGGCCCGUUGGUCUUCCACGAAAAAGGCGACGUCUAGAUCAGCCGACAGCUACGCCUACAGUAGCUACAGUAGCUACAGCAGCAGCAGCGGCAGCAGCAGCUAUGGCUACAGCACUCGCCACAGGCAAGGCCAGAGCAGUUGGGAAGAGGAAGUUCGAAGCCGAAAGACUCGACAAGAGGAGCAGCGAUGGAGGCAGCAGCAGAAGCAAGAGAGGGAUGCACAGAAGCAGGCCAAGGCCGCUGCUGCUCAAGAUGUGUUCUUCGAGCGGGAACUGCGCAAGGCGAUCGCGUCUGCAAAGCACCGACAGGCGAAGCGGCGAAAGGAGUGGCAGCAGGGCGUGAAGGAGGUGCUGGAGACAGUGCGCAAGCAGCAGAAGGAGGAUAUCCAUCUCGGCUGGGACACGCUUGAUGCCUUCAAGCAGAGAAGGAAGCAACAACUGGAUGACGAGGCAAGAGUGUGGAAAAGUCGUCUGGAAGCAGAGCAAGAAGCGACAGCUUCCCAAAGAGAGAAGGACGGAAAGAUCUGGGUGCAAAAGUUCGCCCAUGUUGAAGAAGAGGCCUCUUAUCGUCGAGAGGAGCUUGGACGCCGGUACUCGAAGAGGCUGCGGGACUUUCGAGAAGACCUGCAGCAGAGAGCUGAGAACACCGAGGAGGUCCUAGCCGAGAAGAUUCAAGAGGAGAUCGACAACAUUGUCUCGAAGCAAGACGAGAGAAAUAUGAAUUGCUGGGCGACAAGCUAUACCAGCAUGAUGAAAAAGCUACGCAGGUCCAUUGCGAAAGAGCCCAAGAUAUGGAAGGAUGGCUUCAGGACCACGUUGAUCCAAAUGGGCAGAGGUGGCCAAGAUGCGAGUCAAAAGUGGGUCCGAAAGUUUCAGGACACAAUGCGAGAGAUGGGAGAGGCAGAGAAGGAUGAGGUGGCAGAUUGGGUCGAGCACUUCAAGACGCUUCAGAAGAAGACUGGCCAGGAGACGAAGUGGCGGAAGCUGACGAAGGCUUCUCGAGAAUUGGCAGUCUCAAGCGCGAAGACACAGAACCAUGUGAUGCAGAUCAUUGAAAGAUGUCGGAAGGCAGAGCUCAAGCGCCUCAAGUGGCAAGCUUGGAAUCACAAGCAGUGGGUUAGAAAGUUUCGGCAAGCAGAAGACAAAGCUUUCCAAAUGCAGAAGGAGGAGGAGCUGAGACUCACAGAGGAGUUUUGGCAGGCUGUAAAGGAGUCGAACACUCAUGCAGCCAAGUCCUGA
Molecule: messenger RNA, 1521 nt
Organism: Symbiodinium sp. CCMP2456
Lineage: Eukaryota; Dinophyceae; Suessiales; Symbiodiniaceae
Source: the annotation of a GenBank genome assembly